Molecule: messenger RNA, 387 nt
Organism: Rotaria sp. Silwood1
Lineage: Eukaryota; Metazoa; Rotifera; Eurotatoria; Philodinida; Philodinidae
Source: the annotation of a GenBank genome assembly
AUGCCUGAAAGUCGUAUUUUAGUUCUGCAUAUUGCUGGAAACGUGUCCUGGGCAGUAAAACAACUAAGUGAUGAAGACAUUGUUGAGCAAGUAGUCGACUCACUUCGUCGAAUUUAUCCGCUAAUAACUAAUCCCAUUAAAUGGUUGGUAACAUGUUGGGGAUCAGAUUCAUAUUCUCGUGGGUCAUACUCUAGUUUUCGCGUUGGAAAUGAGGUUGAAUUACUGAAAGAAUUAGUACGAGAGUCUCACGAUGAUCGUGUUCACUGGGCUGGUGAACUUACAAAUAAUAAUGGAUCAAUUGGAUAUGUGGAUAAUGGCUUUGUAAGUGGACAGUGCGAGGCCAUACUUAUUCACAAAAACUUGAACAAUUUACGUAAAGCAUCAUGA